ACAGGGAGUUGUCAGCCCCUGUCCCGGGCUUCCUAGGGCGGCCUCCUCACCGCCUGGAAGCCGAGCUGCCCCGGCCCCUUCCCGCAGGGCGCACCCUCCCGCGGGCUUGGCUCCCGCCCCCCGGGGCACAGACCGCGGUCCUCCCGGCCGCCGCCCCUCCCGCCGGCCCUCCUCCCGAGCCCGCCCACCGCCCGCUCCUCCCUCCGCGCUGCGAGCUGGGGGCUCCCACCGCCAGCCACUUUGCCCCUGGGGGGACCGAGCAGCUUUGUUCUUGGGCAGCAGCUGGGCUGGCUGCCGCCGCUGCACUUCUCCCGGAGGACCUGUGUCCCCUCUCCUUAUGUGUGUGUUUGUUCGGCACUUUCUGUUUUAUUUUCCAAGUUCCAAGCCUUACCUUUUUGCUUUAUUUCUUUAGUUAUUGGUCUUAAAACUAGCUCUUUCUAGGCACCCGUGCCCCCAGACUUAUUACAAGCCUUAUCUCAAGACUGAGAUUGCUAGAUCUUUUUUGGUGGGGGGCAGAGUGAGAGGGGUCGCUGGCCUGUGACCCCUCCACCCCCCAGGAGGGAGCUGCCUGGGGCUGGCUCCUUCCAGGACACUGCUUCCGGUGAAUUCCUGCCCUGGACUGGAACCCUAGCUGGCAUCGUUUUCAGCUUCUGCCCUGGCAGGGUAUGUUCCCGUAGAGCUGGGGCCGCCUCCUCCUGGCCGAGAGAUGCAUGUUCCCACGCGUGGGAGAGCCGUGGCCUGCCUCCUGUGGCUGCUGUUGCUGUGGAGCGGGGACUGCGGCUGUCGGGCUCAGAGGGCAGGCUGCAAGACCGUGCACUACGACCUGGUCUUCCUCUUGGACACCUCCUCCAGCGUGGGCAAGGAGGACUUUGAGAAGGUGCGGCAGUGGGUGGCCAACCUGGUGGACACUUUCGAGGUGGGGCCCGAGCGCACCCGCGUGGGCGUGGUGCGCUACAGCGACCGGCCGGCCACGGCCUUCGAGCUGGGCCUCUUUGGCUCGCGGGAGGAGGUCAAGGCAGCGGCGCGGCACCUGGCCUACCACGGCGGCAACACCAACACGGGCGACGCGCUGCGCUUCAUCACGCGCCACAGCUUCUCGCCGCAGGCCGGCGGCCGCCCCGGGGACCGCGCCUUCAAGCAGGUGGCCAUCCUCCUGACCGACGGCCGCAGCCAGGACCUGGUGAUGGACGCCGCGGCCGCCGCCCACCGCGCGGGCAUCCGCAUCUUCGCUGUGGGCGUCGGGGCGGCGCUCAAGGAGGAGCUGGAGGAGAUCGCCUCGGAGCCCAAGUCCGCACACGUCUUCCACGUGUCCGACUUCAACGCCAUCGACAAGAUCCGCGGCAAGCUGAGACGCCGCCUGUGCGAAAACGUGCUGUGCCCCAGCGUCCGUGUGCAAGGAGACCGAUUUAAGCACACCAAUGGUGACAGCAAAGAAAUCACAGGUUUUGACCUGAUGGAUUUGUUCCGUGUGAAGGAGAUCCUGGGGAAGAGAGACAACGGAGCACAGAGUUCCUAUGUCCGGAUGGGAUCCUUCCCUGUGGUGCAGAGGACAGAGGAUGUGUUCACACAAGGUUUGCCUGAUGAGUAUGCCUUCGUCACCACCUUCCGGUUCAGGAAAACGUCUCGGAAAGAAGACUGGUACAUCUGGCAGGUCAUUGACCAGUACGGGAUCCCACAGGUCUCCAUCCGGCUAGAUGGCGAGAACAAGGCAGUGGAGUACGAUGCCGUGGGCGCCAUGAAGGACGCUGUGAGGGUGGUGUUCCAAGGCCCCCGGGUCAGUGACCUCUUUGACCGGGACUGGCACAAGAUCGCCCUGAGCAUCCAGGCCCAGAACGUCUCCCUGUACAUCGAUUGUGUGCUGGUGCAGACGCUGCCCAUCGAGGAGCGGGAGAACAUCGACAUCCAGGGGAAGACCGUGAUCGGCAAGCGCCUAUAUGACAGCGUGCCCAUCGACUUUGACCUGCAGCGGAUUGUGAUUUACUGUGACUCCCGACACGCGGAAUUGGAGACUUGCUGUGACAUCCCCUCAGGCCCGUGCCAGGUGACUGUGCUAACGGAGCCUUCGCCCCCGCCCCAGCGGCCUCCCACCGUGGGCAGUGAACAAAUCGGUUUUUUGAAGACCAUCAACUGCUCCUGCCCGGCUGGAGAAAAGGGCGAGAAGGGGUCCGAUGGUCCCGUGGGACUCCCCGGCCCAAAGGGAGACAUGGGAGCCACUGGGUUGGCUGGAGCUCCUGGACCCAAGGGAGAAAAAGGUGACGUGGGCAGGGGGCCUUUUGUCCAUGGAGAGAAGGGUGAAAAGGGUUCCCUGGGCCUGCCCGGUCCCCCUGGGAGAGACGGCAGCAAAGGCAUGCGGGGGGAGCCGGGAGAGCCGGGGCUUCCUGGAGAGGUGGGAAUGCGGGGAUUCCAAGGACCACCUGGACCCCCCGGGCCUCCUGGACACGUUGGAGCUCCUGGUCUCCAAGGAGAACGAGGUGAAAAGGGAGCCCGAGGAGAAAAGGGGGAGCGAGGCCUGGAUGGAUUCCCUGGGAAGCGUGGGGAGACGGGAGAGCAGGGAAGACCUGGCCCUCCUGGCGUGGCAGGGCCCCAGGGAGAGAAGGGUGACGUGGGGCCUGCAGGACCUCCUGGGGUACCGGGCUCUGUGGUGCAGAGAGAGGGCCUGAAGGGCGAGCAGGGAGCUCCAGGACCACGAGGCCACCAGGGCCCACCUGGGCCACCAGGAGCUCCGGGUCUGAUGGGUCCCGGAGGCAAGGCUGGACCUCCUGGUUUGCAAGGUCUCCGGGGGAAGAAAGGAGAAGUGGGCCCGCCGGGAACCCCUGGAUUGCUGGGGCCGCAGGGCCCUCCAGGACCACCUGGCGUCCCCGGUCCCCCUGGACCCGGAGGCCCCCCGGGUUUACCUGGAGAGAUCGGCUUCCCAGGAAAACCUGGGCACCCCGGGCAGGCGGGCCCACCUGGAAAGGACGGGCAGAAGGGAGCCCCAGGCCUGCCAGGACCCAAGGGGCAGCCAGGAGAGAGAGGGGAAGACGGUCUGCCUGGAAAACCCGGCCCCAGGGGUGAAGUUGGGGAGCAGGGCCUGGCAGGCCGACCUGGAGACAAGGGAGAGGCAGGUGUCCCUGGUGCUCCAGGAUUUCCAGGCGUGCGGGGACAGAAAGGAGAGCAGGGCGAGAAAGGGGAGCUGGGCCUCCCAGGCCUGAAAGGUGACCCAGGCAAAAAGGGUGAAGUUGGUCCUGCCGGCCCCCCUGGGUUGCCUGGAACGACGCCCCUGUUCACACCGCACCCCAGGAUGCCAGGAGAACGAGGGCCGAAAGGAGAGAAGGGUGAUCCCGGCAUGCCUGGCGAGCCGGGGUCUCAAGGCCAUCCUGGAGAACUGGGGCCUCGGGGACCCAUCGGAGCGCCGGGUGCCAAGGGACAAGAAGGCCCCCGGGGGGCACCUGGAGCGGCUGGAAACCCUGGCACUCCUGGAGCUGCAGGCCUGCCUGGUGCCAGCGGCCCCCCAGGAAGCGCGGGCCCACCUGGCAUCAGAGGCCCCCCUGGAAAAGAUGGGGAGCACGGUGAGAAGGGAGCAGCAGGUGAAGAAGGGAGUCCAGGACCAGCUGGUCCCAGAGGUGAUCCUGGUGCUCCCGGGCUCCCAGGGAUACCCGGACAGGGAAAAGAUGGAGAGCCGGGGCUUCGUGGGCCACCCGGAUUACCUGGACCUCUAGGAACCAAGGGGGACCGAGGUGCACCUGGGAUCCCUGGCUCCCCUGGCAACCGUGGCGACCCAGGCAUCGGGUUGGCUGGCCCUCCUGGACCCUCUGGACCACCAGGAGACAAAGGGCCCCCGGGAUCCCGAGGCUUACCCGGAUUCCCCGGCCCCCAGGGACCAGCUGGCCAGGACGGUGUACCAGGAAAUCCAGGAGAAAGAGGGCCUCCUGGCAAACCAGGGCCUUCUUCUCUACUGUCUCCAGGGGACAUAAAUCUCUUGGUCAAGGAUGUGUGCAAUGACUGCCCUCCAGGCCCCCCAGGCCUUCCUGGUCUGCCAGGUUUUAAAGGGGACAAAGGUCUCCAGGGAAAGCCAGGGAGAGAAGGCACAGAAGGGAAAAAGGGAGAUGCUGGGCCCAGGGGCCUCCCAGGGCCUCCAGGAAUCGCUGGACCACAGGGAAGUAAAGGAGAGCGUGGUGCAGCUGGUGAAGCUGGACAGAAAGGUGACCAGGGUCAUCCUGGAGUUCCUGGUUUCAUGGGACCCCCCGGGAACCCUGGGCCACGGGGAGCGGAUGGCAUUGCUGGGGCCGCUGGACCUCCAGGGAUCCAAGGGCCGCCGGGGAAAGAAGGUCCUCCUGGCCCCGAAGGCCCAUCUGGGUUACCCGGAAUCCCGGGAGAAGAAGGCAAAGAGGGCAGAGGUGGAAAACCAGGUCCCCCCGGGGAGCCGGGCAAAACUGGAGACCCGGGUCUACCAGGACCAGAGGGAGCCCGCGGCCUGCCUGGCUUCAAGGGACACACAGGCGACUCUGGUGCACCGGGUCCCCGGGGAGAGCCUGGUGCCAUGGGGCCCCCUGGCCGGGAAGGGUCGCCAGGAAAAGAUGGUGACACUGGACCCACAGGGCCACAGGGUCCCCCAGGACUAAGGGGCCCACCGGGUAAGAAUGGAUCACCGGGAUCUCCAGGAGACCCUGGCCCUGCAGGAAGCCCUGGCCAGAAGGGGAACAAAGGAGACCACGGCAGCCCGGGACUCCCCGGCUUUCUGGGUCCCCGGGGGCCUCAGGGGGAGCCAGGCGAGAAGGGCAUCCCAGGCAAGGAGGCAAGUAUUGAGUGCACCGCCUCCCCUUGGCCGCACUUCCCUGUGGGGGACGCUGGAGCGGCUUCGGCUUCGUGGGCAGUGACACACACAGGCUCGUGGCGCCCGGCUGGGUCCCGCGCUCACUUCAGUGCCCCGCUGUCGCUGUGUAGAUCCUAUCUAGUUGUGCAUGGGGACCCACCCAUUCGGCAGCCGGUCCGGGGUGCCUCUUUCGCUUACACGUCUCUGUGUCCAGUGUCAGUAAAUCCUAUCAGUUGCAAGUUCGAAAUGCCACCGCUCUGUCCAGUUCUCCCCAUGCCUUCUGCGAGGACUCCAGUCCAGGCUGCCACCAUCUCCUGCCUGGACGAUCGCAGUGACCACCCACCGCCACCCCCCCGCCCCCCGUGUCCAGCCUUUGCCCUCCCCACCCCCACAGCCGCCUCCCGCCCGCAGCCCCUUUGCAGAGCACACACAGGACCAUGUCGCCUCCCAGGCUGGCCCCCGCUCCGCCCUCUCCUGCCCUUGCUGGAAGCUAGGUGGCCUGGCUCUACCAGCUCCCCUCUGAGUCUGACCCCCAGGAGCUCUGCCCUUCAGCCCCUCAAACCUGCCAAGUUCUUUGCCAAGGGCUCUCAUGCACACCGGGGCCCUUUUCCAGAAGCCCUUACCACGCCCCUCCUCACUCUCCCACUCCUUUGCAUGCCUGGUCUUGAUGAGCCUGAGGUCUGUGCCAAAACGUUGCCUGUGUGGAUUUUUCCUCGGCCACCGGGACACAGUGACACCCCACUGUGCUGUGUCCUAGCACCCUGCUCUGUUGGCCCAGGAGCCCGGCGAAGAGCAGGCGGCAAAAAUACGUGAUGAGGAACCGAAGACGGAAGGAACACAGAGAAAGGAGUUUCUACAGCUGCUGGCGUGUCCAUUUCCCAGCCCACGCACGCCCUGCGUGGGGGACAGCCAUGUUCACUCUGAGCCUGAGGGUUCCUCUCCUAGCUCAGGGAGGGAGGCAGGCGGCUUCCUUAAAGCCAGAUCGAACGGCUUAGUGUGUCGCAGCCUCUGCCUCCGCCCGAGCCGUGCUGUCCACUCAUGGGCAUAGUGCUUGCUCUCCGAUCCCUGUUUCUUCCUGCUGCCUAGAUCGAGCGCAGGGGAAAUGGCCCCAGCUCGCACUUCAGAGCUGCUCUGCGACUCUCUCUGGCUCCCUGUUGCCUAUGGGAAUGAGUCCGGCCUCUGAGCAGGCCCUGAGUUCUGCCCUGAGCCGACCCCACACUCUCUCCAGUGUGAGCUCCCGCCUCCUCUGCCCUGUGCACGCCACGGCCCCAGUCCUGUCUCCAAGGCUUAGUCUUCACUCCUCCCUCCACCUACAGGGCCCGUCCCUAUACCUCUGCCUGUUAGGUUUUAUGUGUCCUUCAAGGCGCCAAGCCUCCCAACACACAGUCAUGCACUUCUCCCGGGGUUCCCGAAGCAUCUUUUCGUAUUUCUAUUAGAGAAAUAAAUGGGUCUGCCCUGUGUGUAAGCUGUGCCCCCAUCCGGCUGUCAGCUGAGCCGCGAGCCCCGUGAGAACAGGGCUGUGACUUGCUCUUCUCUCUGCACAAGUUGAGGGCUACAGGUGCACCCGUGUGCCGGGGCUGACGUGACAGGUGUGACCCCAUCUCAGAGGAGCUGCGGAGUAUGCUACUUCCUUCCUUCUCUGCAGACCCCUUCUGUCCCUGCAGCAGGAGACAGGGCAUGAGCCCCGGGCCGACUGCCCCCUGCUUCAAGCCCUGGAGUUUGUAUUCUUGAACGGAGUGCACAGCAGGGUUUGCAGGGACACGGUGGAGUCCGGAGGUGGAUAAGCACAGGACCUGCCUUCCAAGUGCUUGUGGUCCCAGGGGAACGCCCCCUGUCACCUCAUGUGGGGACAGUGGCAGUUAAGCGUCAGCUGGUGACAAGGGAACCCAUGCAUGCGGGCAGACACUGGCCGGAGGGCUUUGCAAGGGAGGCGGCAGAGGGGCUGGGGGCAAAGUGGGGUAGAGAGAGAUCCCAGCCGCAGAGGGUCGCAGAAGCAAGGAGGGAGUGUCCUAGCAGUGAGGACCACGAGGCUGUGUACCCCACCACCAGCCCCAAAGUGACUGCCCUCCUGGAGGGGCGUGGGGUCCCUACCUAAGUGCUGGGCGAUCAGGGAGGGCUUCUUGGAGGGGAGGCCUGAAGGCCAUGUGGGAUUUAUCUUAGAAAGAGGGAUAGUGAUUGGUCAGCUUGGCCACCACACCAUUACCCUGGACUGCGUGGCUGAGAAAGACAUUUCUCAUGGUUCUGGUGGCCGGGAAGUCCAGGAUCAGGGUUGUUGACAGAUUCUGUUCCACCCUUCCCUAAUUACACCAGCUGGCUACCUGGUCCCUGUGCCCAUUUCCCCAUUUCCGUCAUGGGGCCACCCUCGCGACCUUAUCGAAACCUAAAUAGCUCGUGGAGGCCCCACCUGCUAAUCACACUGGGGAUU
This is a messenger RNA of Neofelis nebulosa (Clouded leopard), 7217 nucleotides long. RefSeq names its product collagen type XXII alpha 1 chain (gene COL22A1). The record is from RefSeq and is a predicted model, not a curated record. Lineage: Eukaryota; Metazoa; Chordata; Mammalia; Carnivora; Felidae. Gene Ontology annotation, cellular component: basement membrane. The transcript has 58 exons. Bases 707 to 5605 code for a protein of 1632 amino acids.